Messenger RNA from Ctenopharyngodon idella (grass carp), 2139 nucleotides. RefSeq names its product histone H1-like. The record is from RefSeq and is a predicted model, not a curated record. The transcript has a single exon. The coding region runs from base 521 to 1231 and encodes 236 amino acids. Gene Ontology annotation, molecular function: DNA binding; structural constituent of chromatin. Gene Ontology annotation, biological process: nucleosome assembly. NCBI's taxonomy places the organism in Eukaryota, Metazoa, Chordata, Actinopteri, Cypriniformes, Xenocyprididae. Gene Ontology annotation, cellular component: nucleosome.
AAACGUAUAUAAUUAUUAUUAUUAUUAUAUGGACAGAUCAUCUGCUGGCAGAAGAUGAGGGCCAGACAGGAGAGUCACAGACUCGGAUCCUCCGGAUGGUGUUCGUGUGUUUCAAGCUGCCCAAAACAACAGCUGUAUGAAAGCCUCCUCACGCCCCUCACUAAUGCUGAAUUCAUUAAAGUCACCUUCAGGCUGUUUUCUGAACACACAGCGGACGCGUUCAGGCUUUUAUCAACUUUUCCAUUAAAACUAUCCAUCAAAUUUACACGCGGCUUUUCCCCGUGGCUGAUGCUCGCCUUGGAUUUGGUCUGACGGAGGCAAAAGAAACAUUUCCUCUUCGCGUAUUUUAGUCUCCAGUGAAAGCUCAGAGCCUCUGCUCGGUGCUCACUUUGUUUUGACUGUGACAAACUAUUUUACCGCUUCAGUUUUGUCCCAAAUGUAAGAGAAGAAAACACAAGCGAGAGGAGCUCGUGGAGGCGCAGAGACACCGAGCAGAGCGGGUUGAGUCUAUAAGGUUCUCAUGUGUUAUUUAAGAGCGCAGCGCCGCUCGGACGCUAUCAUUGUUCAAGCCAGACAGCGUUUGAUACAGCACAGAUCCGAUUCGAGAGAGAUGGCAGAAACCGCUCCAGCACCGGCUGCUGCAGCCCCGGCCAAAGCGCCCAAGAAGAAGUCAGCUGCGAAAGCCAAGAAAGCAGGUCCAGGAGUCGGUGAGCUCAUCGUCAAAGCCGUGUCCGCAUCCAAGGAGAGGAGCGGCGUGUCCCUCGCCGCCCUGAAGAAAGCUCUCGCCGCCAGCGGUUACGACGUGGAGAAGAACAACUCUCGCGUCAAGAUCGCCAUCAAGAGCCUGGUGACUAAAGGCGCCCUGGUGCAGGUCAAAGGGACCGGCGCCUCGGGCUCAUUCAAGCUCAACAAGCAGCAAGCCGAGACCAAGAAGAAGCCAGCCAAGAAAGCGGCUCCUAAAGCGAAGAAGCCCGCGGCCAAGAAACCCGCUGCUGCCAAGAAGCCCAAGACCGCAGCGGCAAAGAAGCCCGCCGCAAAGAAAUCGCCCAAGAAGGCCAAGAAACCCGCCGCAACAGCCGCUAAGAAGGCGACGAAAAGCCCCAAGAAGGCAAAGAAGCCAGCAGCCGCUAAGAAAGCAGCCAAGAGCCCCAAAAAGACCAAGGCGGCUAAACCUAAGGCGGCAAAGCCUAAAGCCGCCAAGCCUAAAAAGGCAGCGCCCAAAAAGAAAUAAAUUCUUCACUGUUUUUCCUCAACGGCUCUUUUAAGAGCCACCUAAUAACUCUGAAUAAAGAGCAAAACUCCGAUGUUACUGAUUUGACCUGCAAUUUCAAUAGCUAAUGGAAGUACAUUUUUGUAAAAGCUUAAAAUCUGUUAACAUGCGUGUUCUGGGCGCAGUAUUUAAAUCACAAAAAAGCAAAGGAACAUUCUACAAUGCUUGACAUUUAAUUGCCUUAUGUACUUACUGGUUUUAAAAGUUGAAAUUCAGUAUACACCUGCAAGCGGACAAGCCCGGAAAUUUAGUAUUAAUGCUUGGUACAAAACUGUUUAAUUUAUAUAUUUAUUUAUUUUAAAUAAUAAUGGCGGGCCUCGUUUACCCUUCGAGGUGAAAAAAAAAAAAAAAAAAAAGUUUUGGAGGGAAGUUAAGUGAUUAGAUGAAAGUCUUAACAGGCUGUAAACCAAUGGGCGACUGGCACUGUUGCAACCGGUUUGACCCCCGGAUUCACAGACAAGGCUUAAGCUAGUCCUAGACUAAAAUGCAUGUUUGAGCUGUUAACUGAAAGUAAUUUGCACUGACAUAUCUUAAAGUACGUCAGCGCCAUUGUUUUGUCUUGAGAUGCACACAAGUGAUGUUUUUUUUUUUUUUUUUUUUUUCUAAGGUACAUUUAUAAAAGCUACUUAAAUGUCCUAAUAGAACCAAGGCCAAAUCCUGGCUUAGUCUAAGCCCUUUCUGUGAAACCGGGCCUAUAUCUUGGCAAAGUAAAUUAUUUGUAAAACUUAUGUUAAAAUAUUGUUUCACCACUUUAGUUUUACUGACAAUGUUUUACACAUGCUGACUGUGUAUUUAGAAAUGCUAUAAACUAUGACAGAGGUUAUUAAUAUUUAUCUCAAUAACCUUAAUAAAUAAUUAACCUUACUUUA